UAGAGGCCGAUGCUGAAAAAGGCAGAACCAAAUUAAAAUUUCGUGAGUGUAAUUAAAUUCCCAGCCGUAAUGUGCUGCACUGCAAAACUAUAACAAUAAUUAAAGAACGUACAAAGUACGUGUGCAACUCGCGGCACUUGUGAAUUUUAUCGGUGGGUGGGCAAAAAGCCACAAACUAAAACGCUUGCUACGACAAGCGAGUUCCGCCCUCGCCUCUCUCAUCAUCACAAGCCACUCCACCAAUAAGAGAGUAGAAAAAAUCGAUUUUGUGUGAUAGUGAUAACAGAGCUUACGCUUGCUUACGACGAGUCAUUUGUUGGCUGAGACGAGACUGACUCUGUUUUUGCAUUUGCACUACGCGACAUAAGCGACACAACAAACGGAGGAAGCAUGAAUUUGGAUUUUGUUCGAGUGUGCGGCAAGCACAAUCUCAUCUAUGAGGCAUACUACAAACAGAUUGACCCAAAGGGUACGGGCGCCAUUGAAGCCAUGACGGCGGCCAAGUUCUUGAAGAAAUCUGGUCUCAGUGAUGUGGUGCUCAGUCGUAUAUGGGAUCUAUCCGACCCCAAUGGCAAGGGAUUUCUCGAUAAGCCAGGUUUCUUUGUCGCCCUCAAGCUAGUCUCAUUGUCGCAGGCGGGCCAGGUGGCUAACAUGAACAACAUCUACAUGGACACAGUGCAACCACCAAAAGUGGGUGAUAUUCCUAAAGCAAUACCAUCUCGCAUGCCAGUCGCUCCUGUUGCUGCAGCUGGAGGCGGAGCCUCUGGUGGCGAUUGGACAAUUAGUGUGAUUGAUCGUCUCAAGUAUGAGCAACUAUUUGAAUCGCUGAAUCCACACAAUGGCAUGCUGCCGGGCAAUAAGGUUAAGGGUGUGCUUAUGGACUCCAAGCUGCCCAUGAAUAUAUUGGGUACCAUUUGGGAUCUGGCCGAUCAAGAUAAGGAUGGCAAUUUGGAUAAGCACGAGUUUAUUGUGGCCAUGCAUCUCGUCUAUCAGACACUCCAGAAGCGUACAGUACCCAGUGUGCUGCCACCCGAGCUUCGUAAGGCGCCCAAGCCGGCAAUGCCACCGCCACCAAAUGUGGCAGCAGCUGGACAUGGUGCUGCUAUGCCACGGGCACCUAGUGGCGAGGGAUUCGGUGAUGGUGGCUUCGUUGCCAAUUUUCCCAAAGAUAUUGCCCCACCGGCAGCUAUACCGCCGUUGCCCGUCGCUGUGCCGCCCAUGACGCGCAUACCGCCGGUGGGUGCGGUCAGCUCACAGCCGCUGAUACAAACUGAUCCGCUGAUACCAAUUGGAGCACCGCCAUCGGUGACAGCGAACGCCGAUUGGGUUGUUAGCUCCAGCGAAUUGCUGCGUUUUGAGGAAAUCUUUCGGCAAUCUGAUUUGGAUAAGGAUGGGCUAGUGUCUGGGCUGGAGGUGAAAGACAUAUUCAUUAAAUCGGGUAUACCACAGCGUAGUCUGGCAGAUAUCUGGGCACUUUGCGAUACCAAUCAAUCGGGUAAGCUAACUGUGGAACAGUUUGCUUUGGCCAUGUGGCUUGUGGAGCGUAAGCAACGUGGUGUGGAUCCACCUCAAGUUCUCACCGCCAACAUGGUGCCGCCAUCAAUGCGUGCGAUAGUCUCUGGUGUCGAUGUGCAGCAGCAGGAGCCGAAGCCAACAUAUUCGAACCCGGAACUGGAAAUGAUAUCCAAGGAAAUCGAGGAACUGGCUCGUGAGCGACGAGCUCUGGAAACGGAAAUUGCACAAAAAGAGGCCGAUGUUCGUAUCAAGAACGGCGAAGUGCGCAGCCUUCAGAGCGAAUUGGAUACAUUGACGGCAACUUUAAAGCAAUUGGAGAAUCAACGUGGCGAGGCACAGAAACGUUUGGAUGAUCUGCAGGCUCAAGUUACCCAAAAUCUGGCCGUGCUGGCCAAUGUAAGUCAUGAUAUAACCUACACCAAUGCUCAGGUCAAUAAGAUACGCGAUCAGUGUCACAAGCAAGAGGAGACGAUCAAUGAGCAGGAAGGUGAACUGAAUGCUAAACGCUCGGAACUGCAAAAGCUCAAGGAUGAAGAGUCAGCGCUGCAAAAGGAAUACGAUAAUAACAAUAAUGAGUUGUCAAAGCUCACUAAGCAUCUGCAAAACACACAGUUACAGAUCAGUUCGGUGCGGUCGAUGGUUACACAAUUGAUGGAAACACAGCGUCAAAUGACUGAUGCACUGCUCAUUUGUCGUGCUGCCAUGGAAAAUCAAAAUGCUGAGCUGGUCUCGGAAUAUCAGCUAAAGAUCGAGCCGGACUUUGAUGAUGCCCGCAAAACACUGGAAAAGGAGGUUGAAAUACCUAAAGACGAUCCAUUUGAUGAGAACAACAGUGGUGCCGCCAAUAAGGCAACCAAUGGCUUUGAUAAUGAUCCAUUCAGUGGACAGGGCAGCAAGCCCACGCCUGCCAUUAAGACCGGAUUUGAUGAUAGCUUCAACAUGAGUUCCGGCUUUGACAGCGGUUUCGAUGCAUUUGGCCAAAGUGGUGCAAGUGGCUUUGGCCAGACGACACGCGAUCCAUUUGGUGCUGAUGCAUUUGCUGCCAACAAACCAAGUGCUAUAACGCCUGAGCCUGGUAAGGAUGAUUUCGGCAGUGAUCCGUUUGCGGCUUUGCAUGCGCCAACAGGCCAAGGUCAGGUGCUUAGUCCCAAUACAAAUCGAUCUGGUCCACCGCCCAGACCAGAGUCACCUAGUCCAGCAUUGCCGCCAAAGAAAUCAAAGGUGCCGCCACCCAGACCAGCUCCACCACGUGCGUCACAGCCAUCGAGCGGCUUCGGCUCCAGCGCUGCUGGCGGCGGAGGAUUUGCUGAUUUUGAUGACUUCGACAAUAAGUGAACAUCUUAAUAAUUAUCAUACAUAUAUAUUUCUAUAAAUGCAUAGAUAUAUGCACAUACUUACAUAUAUGCAGAUACAUAUAUAUGUAUGUAUGUGUGUAUACAUAAUAUGACUAAUUUAAUAUAAUAUUGAUAUGGUACUAACACACAAUACACUCAAAAACAAAAACACACAGUCGAAAGUUGAGCCUAGCAGCAGAAGAACAAAUUUUAAGCGUACAAAUUCAAUUGCAUACAUAUAUAUUACAAUAUAAACACAACAUAUAUCAUAGAUGAUUCGGCAUCGUAAUGCACACAGGCCGUUAGCAUACUCGCAGUUUCAUGCCUAAUUAGAUAAAUGUACUAAAUUUAAAUCAAUUGAAUUGUCAAGAAUCCCCCAGACAAAAACGUUAUGUCGUGUUUAAUGUAGUCCAAAGAUGAAAAACCAAAAUCGAGAAAGAAAAACAAAAAUACAAAACACAAAAAAAAAAAAAUAAAGCAGCAGAAAGAAAGUCAUGUUUUUGGAAAUGUUGUGCAAUAUUUUGAAUUAUUAUAAAUAUAAUUAUGAGCAUUAUUCAAUUAAUUGAUAAUUUCAUUUCGAGCACAAGCGUCGACCAAAUCACAUUAUAUAUACUUGUAUUAUGCAUUUCAAAACUAUUUAUGUGCACCACGCUGAAUCGUUUUAGUUUGGAUUGCAUUCCAAGGAGAUGUGAAGCUAGUCCCAUGAAUGAUAGAAUGAAAUAUAAACUCAAAUAAGGAAUUUAAAUGCAAAUUGUUGUUGUUUCUGCAUAUGAUACUAAUGUUUAUAUCAAUUAUACACAAAAAGCUAAUACAUCUACAUAUACAACAAAAGAAAUAUGACCACAUAUACAUACAUACAUAUAUACUUACUGUCAUACUAAAAUGCAACUAUAGUAAAAAUAGUUCGAAUUUCAGUGACUUUGUAACUUCCAUGAAUGCUUUACUGUUUAUUGAAUCAUUUCCCAAAUGUGGAAGUUACAUUUAACUUAUAUUGCUUUUCACAUAGAGCUAAACAUAUGUAUGAAUCCAACUGUUAAUACAUUAUAUAGAGAGACACGAUGCCAUCGACUAGAGAGUAGGAGCAACAAUUCGAAAUUGAUUCAAUAACGUUUGUUUACCUAGAUACAGAUACUCGAUAAUUGUUCAUUGACGAUCGAUAAUCGUUUAGUCGGCGAUCGAUUAAUAAUCUAGUUCCCUAUUACAAAUACACACAAAAGCGUAUCUUGAAUUAAUUAAUUUAUUUGUAUGUUAUGGAAUUUUUUGAUGAAAGUGAAUAUCAAAUAUUAAAUGAAAGGAAAAGAAAGGAGGAAAGGAAGGACAUUCGCGAACUCGUAAUUACUUAAUAACAAUAAUACAUACCACGAAAACUGUUCAGAUACCGAAACAAAAAGCUUCCCGUACAUUGAUUUUAGUGUUUAUUACAUACAUACAUACAUACUUACUAAUGUAACGAAACACACAUAUUUGAUGAACAAAAGUUUUUGCAUUAAUUAAACAAGAAAUAUCUAUGUUCGACAUCAUUAAUAUUAAUAAUAAUAAUAAUAACGCAUAUAACAAGUGAGUUAUGAUAAACAAAGUAUAACCAUAACGAAAAUAAAGAAACAUUUUUGUCGCAUCCGGUUAUAUCAUGAUUGUUUUAUGCAGGGCUCUUUCCCACAGCCGCCCCGCCCCGCCCGCUCUCCCCUCUCUUCUCUUUU
Molecule: messenger RNA, 4546 nt
Organism: Drosophila albomicans
Lineage: Eukaryota; Metazoa; Arthropoda; Insecta; Diptera; Drosophilidae
Gene: Eps-15
Product: epidermal growth factor receptor substrate 15-like 1
Exons: 11
Coding region: 391-2850 (819 amino acids)
Biological process (GO): endocytosis; endosomal transport
Cellular component (GO): clathrin coat of coated pit; plasma membrane; cytoplasm
Molecular function (GO): cadherin binding; calcium ion binding
Source: RefSeq, a predicted model, not a curated record